UCGAGUGUCAAAAGACCUGUCAAACUCUGAACGACAACUGUAUGAGCAAACAUUGCAUGUCGGGCUGUAUGUGUCCCCACGGUCUGGUUUCUAAUGGAGAAGGACAGUGCAUCAAGGAGAAAGACUGUCCGUGCAUACAUGGAGGUGUUUCGUACAUGCGUGGAGAUACUAUCAAAGUGGACUGUAAUAGCUGCACCUGCCAAGGCAGAGAAUGGAAGUGUACUAAUAAAGUGUGUGAUGGUGUGUGCACUCUAUAUGGAGAAGGCAAUUACAUCACAUUUGACCAAAAGAGGUUCUUUUUCAGGGGACCUUGUAACUACAUUUUUGCACAGGAUUAUUGUGGACAUAAUGAGAAUGGCACUUUCAGAGUUUUGAUUAGGAACCACCCAUGCGAAACAUCAGAGGGUGACUGCUUCACAGUCAAACUAUUUCUAGGGAAGAACACAAUUGUACUUGCAGAAGAAAGUGUCAAAAUACCUGAGAGUACAGGAAAGGAAAUACCAUAUAAGAUCCACAUAGUUGGCAUUUAUCUUGUAAUUGAGGCAGAGAGUGGCAUUGUGCUUAUGUGGAAUAAGAAAACAACACUCAUGAUGAAACUCAAAUCUACAUUCAAGGGAAAAGUAUGUGGUCUUUGUGGAAAUUAUGAUGGCAACAUAAAUACCGAAUUGACCUCCAGAUCAAAUGACAAUCUGGUGGAGGCAUUUCACUUUGGAAACAGUUGGAAAAUGUCACCAACCUGUGAAGAUACAAAGCCAUUAAAUAAUCCCUGUGAACUAUACCCACAUAGGCAUGCAUGGGCCAAAAAACACUGCAACAUCAUACUCAGCCCUGUUUUCAAGGAAUGCCAUACAAGGGUUGCAGUUCAAGAAUAUUAUGAUACUUGCGAGAAGGACACUUGUGCGUGCAAUACAGGAGGAGACUGCGACUGUUUCUGCUCUGCUGUUGCUGCUUAUGCUGCGGCAUGUAAUAAGGCAGGAGUGUGUAUAAGAUGGAGAACCCCCACUAUCUGCCCUCUGUUUUGUGAUUACUACAACCCUGAUGGACAUUGUGAAUGGCACUAUGAGCCUUGUGGAAAACCCUGUAUGAAAACAUGCAAGAAUUCCUCUGGAAAGUGUUACAACGAAAUUCCAACAUUGGAAGGCUGCUAUCCACAUUGCCCUGAAGAGAAAAUGUACUUGGAUGAAGAUGACAUGAAGUGCAAGUCAGAGGAAGAAUGUGGCUGCUAUGAUGAAGAUGGAAACCAUUAUGAAGAAGGAGAACCAAUGCCUCCAUCACCUCCCUGGCAAAGCUGUGAAUGUAUUUUGAUGGAGAGGAAAUGCACAAUGACCACCACUACAAAAAUACCCACGACAACAACAGAAAAAAUAACUACAACAGCUGAAACAAACACUACAACAACUAUGCAGUCAACCGCCACCACCACUGAAAAGACCAGUGAGUUUAUAUUCAAAUACAACCCUGGCAAGUCUGACUGUUAUGAGGUCUACUGUACCACAGUGUGCACUUUGAAGAACAGUUCAUGCGAGGGGGAAAACUGCACAUAUCUAAAUCCACCAAGAAAGGAUGGUGAUACCUGGAUGUCAGAUUGUAUGAGUAACAGAUGUGAGAAUGGCAAAACUAUUUCCAUACCUGUGCAAUGUCCGUCCAUCACAAAGCCAGCUUGUGCAAAUGGACGAAAACCAGUUGAAGUGUAUGAUAAGGGAGGCUGCUGUUAUCAUUAUGAAUGUCCAUGUGUAUGUUCAGGAUGGGGAGACCCACAUUAUAUCACAUUUGAUGGAAAGUAUUACAGCUUUCAGAAAAAUUGCACAUAUGUUUUGGUUAAAGAAAUUAUUCCAAAGCACAAUUUCCAAGUUCUUAUCGACAAUGAAAACUGUGAUGCUUCUGGAGUUGUGACCUGUGCCAAAGCUUUGAUUGUAAAAUACAAAAGCUACAAUGUAAUCCUUACAGCAGAAACAUCCCCAACAUACCACAAUAUUGUUUAUAUGAAUGGCAAGCAGAUAUUCCCAACCUAUGAGAAUGAGGACUUGUCCAUCACUAGUACAACUAUUGAACUGCGUCUGAGAAUCCCCAAAAUCAAAGCAGUUGUUGUGUUCAAGUCACUUCAGUUUAGUGUUGAACUGCCAUUUUCUCUUUUUCGCAACAACACUGAAGGACAGUGUGGUACUUGUGACAAUGACACCUCGAAUGAUUGCCGAUUACCAAAUGGCCAGCUCCGUCCCUGUCCCUCAAUGGCAUAUGAGUGGCGUGUCCCAGAUCCUAAAAAGCCAUACUGUGAGCAUCAACCAGCUCCUCCAACAGUUACUCCACCCACAUCGUUUCCUCCAAACAGUCCUCCAUGUGAAGUGUUGAUUAGCGAUGUCUUUAAGGAGUGUCACGAAGUAAUCAACCCAGACCCUUUUUAUAAGGCCUGUAAAUAUGAUGUUUGGUACAUGAGGAAUUCAACAGGAUGCUCCAGUCUUGAGGCAUAUGCAUCUUUAUGUCUUCAAAAUUCAAUUUGUGUGUCUUGGAGAAAUGCCACACAAGGACUUUGUGACUUUAUCUGUCCUGCAAACCAAAUCUAUAAGGCGUGUGGACCAACUAUUGUUGAAACAUGCAAUGCAAGAUACAAUGACAAAUACAUAUCCAAAUGUCGGGGACAAAAACACUCUGAUGACGAUGAAUGCCAGUCCAUCAUGGAGGGAUGCUAUUGCCCAGAUGGGUUAACACGGUUUAGCUCGGACUCUGACCUCUGUGUGUCUGCCUGUUGCACUGGCCCUGAUGGUUUGCCUAAAGAGCUGGAUGAGACAUGGCAAAGUGGAUGUCAGGUGUGUGUUUGCGACCGGGACACAAUGGGCGUCCAGUGCCAACCACGUCGCUGUCCCUCUCCACACUAUCUUGCCUGUGACAAAGAAGGCGAAGUGAAGGUGAACUACACUGAGGACUGUUGUCAGCAGUUUAAAUGUGAAUGUGACCGUAAACGUUGUAAUGACACCAAGCCAAAGUGCAAUCCAGGAUUUGAGUUGGAGAUACAUGAAUCUAAUGACAGCUGCUGCCCCCAUUACACUUGCGUUACAAAGAAUGUCUGUGUGUACAAUGACACAGAGUAUAAGCCAGGUACACACUUCUUUAAAGACCAAUGUGAACGUUGCUUCUGUACUGGGAAGAAAAACAAAGAAACCAUGCUGAAUGAAUUUCAGUGCCAUGAGAUACCAUGCAGACAAGACUGCCCUGAGGGCUCUGUGUAUGAACCAAAACCAGGACAGUGCUGUGGCUCAUGUAAAAAGAUGAACUGUGUUGUAACAUUAGAAGGGUCCAACUCUACUGUUAUUAUAAAGCCUUCAAAAUCUUGGUCCCCACCAGAUGACCCCUGCACCAAAUAUCACUGUAAAGAAGAGAAUGGAGAGUUCACUAUUACACAGAGACAAACUGAGUGUCCCAAAUUUGACUCAACAAAGUGCAUUCCUGGGACUGAACAUACUGAUGCUAAUGGCUGUUGUAAAAAAUGCACAGAGUUUGACUGUAAAGUAAAAAAGAACGAAACUUUCCUAAACAUUGGAGACUGCCAGUCAAUUCAUCUUGUGGAACUCACUUCCUGUGAAGGAUCUUGUGGAGUCUCCUCCUCCAAGUACUCUGCAGUCAGCAACAUGAUGAUGCAUUCAUGCACCUGCUGCCAGGAAAUGGAAACCAGCAAGAUUAAUGUGGACAUGCGUUGCGCUAACGACAGUACCAUCACGCACACUUAUAUUUCAGUGGACAAGUGUGGCUGCCAUGUUUCAGAGUGUAAAAACACCUCUACUUAGGAAGAGAGGUUCUUAUUACUUCUUACAAUGUAAUCAUUUCUCAAAUCAUCUUCUGUUUUUCUUUCACAUACUUGUACAGUUACAACAAUAUACACAGCACAGGAAGACUAAAUAAUUAUUCUGGUCAUGUUCAUCUUGUGUACAGAUUUUUUGGACAUAUCUCUCUU
This is a messenger RNA of Periophthalmus magnuspinnatus, 3946 nucleotides long. Its product is annotated as mucin-2-like. The record is from RefSeq and is a predicted model, not a curated record. Gene Ontology annotation, molecular function: protein binding. Gene Ontology annotation, cellular component: extracellular matrix. The transcript is spliced from 28 exons. NCBI's taxonomy places the organism in Eukaryota, Metazoa, Chordata, Actinopteri, Gobiiformes, Gobiidae. The coding region runs from base 42 to 3779 and encodes 1245 amino acids.